This is a messenger RNA of Rhodofomes roseus, 1494 nucleotides long. RefSeq lists its product as uncharacterized. The record is from RefSeq and is a predicted model, not a curated record. NCBI's taxonomy places the organism in Eukaryota, Fungi, Basidiomycota, Agaricomycetes, Polyporales, Fomitopsidaceae. The transcript has 6 exons. The coding region runs from base 1 to 1494 and encodes 497 amino acids.
AUGCCCAUGAGCUCCAAGUGGUGGUCCGACGACCGUCCUCACCGCCAUGCGUACGAGCUCCUUCCCGGCGGCGCAGACUACCCUCCCAAGCCCUACGCUGCCCGCUGGUCCUUCUCAUACCGACGAUGCCUCAGACUCGUUGCGCUUGCGGCGGCCAGCCUGGCUACGAUCGCGAUAGUCGCGAAGUCGUUCCGAGCCUCUCCACCACCACCACCGCUCUAUCCCGAUCCUACCACACUCCCGCCGGAGCUGCUACCGCCACUGUAUGGCAGGUUCCAUGAGCUCGAAAUGCAGCUGCCACAACACCAGCCGGAUUAUCCGCUGGCGGAGGGGAGGAAGUACUUUCAUGUGAACAACACAGUCCUAUUCUCAGGAUGGGGCAACGCUAUGCAAGAGCUCCUUCUACUACACUAUCUGACCUAUCGUUCCGGUCGCUCCUUUGUGUUCGAUAACUACACAUGGAACGAUGAUGGCAGCCAGUGGACCUACAACAACGGGAAGAUUGUUCCCUCCCAGAUACCCCUCUCAGCGCAAAUACAAGGCCCUACGGUUGGCGCACCCAUACCCAGCGAUCCAUACGCCCCUUUGGCAGUAAUACACGAGCACUUCCAAAAGGAGUGCCCGAACCCUACCCUCAUCUCGAACGACGAAGUGAUCGGCCACCUAGGUAGCGAGGCAACCGCCGGCCAGAUCAUCGACGCAUGGGCGGAGAAGCUGCGUUCGAUGGACGAUCCGUGCAUCGAAGUGCCCCGGAGCUCAAAAUCCAUCUUCGACAUCUUCGUCUUCGGCUCCGCCGAACGUCUCCUCGACGUCUGGCCCGAGUUCUCCGCUUCCCCUAUGAUCACCCAGCUUGGCUGGUCGCCCCUGAUCGAGCUCGCCUUCGACACGAAUCGUGAGACGAUCUCGCCCUCCACCCCGCUCGAGCCGCCUCUCUACUCCCGCCCGUUUACAUCCAACGGCGACCGGUACACGCCAUUGCCCGGACUGCUCGCGCUGCACAUCCGGCGGGGCGACUUCGAGGAGCACUGCAAGUCGCUCGCGCACUACAACGCGACGUUCACGGGGUACAACACCUUGUCCGAAUUGUCAGACCGAUUCGACGAGCCCCUACCGGGCGACGAGGACGAGCGCGCGGAGGCGUACCGGCCGCACUGCUUCCCGGAUAUCAGUGAGAUCGUCGCGAAGACGGAGGAGGUGCGCGCGUCGGAGGCGGGCGAGGGCCUCCGCCGCGUGUAUGUGAUGACGAACGGCCCGGCGAAGUGGAUCGACCAGCUGAAGCGGGCGUUGCUGAAGAAGGGCGGGUGGGACGGCGUCGCGAGCAGCCGGGACGUUGCCGUGAACAAGGAGCAGAAGUAUGUCGAGCAGGCGGUGGACAUGCUGAUUGGCCAGCGGGCACAGGUGUUUGUUGGCAACGGCUUCUCGAGUCUGACGGGACAGAUAGUCAUGCUCAGGGCGGCGAAUGGAUUCCCGGUGGACUCGAGUCGAUUCUUCUGA